CUGCCAAAGUCCUACUUUGUCAUUGGGUGGCUGUGACAGAGAGAGCGAGCCAAGAGAGACAUAAGAGAGGAAUAGACUACGAUUGGAUGCCACUGAUUGUGUAAAAAGGCUACAGCAGCUUAUGAGUAUUCUUACUUGUCAUGGGCCCUUGGGGGUUGCUCAGGAAGUAGAGCUCCGGGGGCACAUGAAGAAGCCACGACACAAGAAACAAAAAACAGACGACGCGAGGACAGAAGAAGAAAACACAAGUGACAAGAUAUAACGAAGGAAAAACCAAGCUUUCAGAAGUGACAGUGCAAGAGAGGAAAAAAAAAUCAUUAUCAGAGUCCCAUUACCUCUGCUGAGAGAGAGAGACAGUGGUCAACAUCCGAUCCAUCAAUCCAGCAAUCCAUCCGUCAUCAUCAUCUGUCCAAGGAAGGACUGACAGGCUAAAGAAAAAUGAAGAGACCUCAUGACUACAGCUCGCCAGACUCGGACACAGACGAGUUCAUCGACGUGGGGCAAGAAGACAGCUACUGCCCUGUCACCGGGUCCAUGUCUCCAGGCAGUGCCUCGCAGAUUCUGGCAAGGAAGAAGAGAAGAGGGAUCAUAGAGAAAAGGCGCAGAGACCGAAUCAACCACAGCCUGUCAGAACUGAGGAGACUGGUGCCGAGUGCUUUUGAGAAACAGGGUUCUCCUAAGUUGGAAAAAGCAGAAAUUCUGCAAAUGACUGUGGACCAUCUUAAGCUGCUACAUGCUAUGGGAGGAAAAGGGUACUUUGAUGCAAGAGCUCUGGCAGUUGACUACAGGACCCUGGGUUUUAGGGAAUGCGUUGGAGAGGUUGUGCGGUACCUUAGCUCCUUGGAGGGAGAGUCUCCAGACCCCAUAGGAGCACGCCUUGUUUCUCACCUCUCACACUGUGCUAGUGAGUUGGACCCUCUUCUCCUGCAGUCACCCCCCACCGCUGCCUUGCCAUUUGCCCCUUGGCCAUGGACCUCCUUCCCCCCUAUUGGUGCUGCCUCGCCUGCCCCCUCCUCGCCAUCUUUCUCAAGCGGGCGAAGGGAUUUCGCCCUGCUUGGGAGCUACCCAUCAUCUGCCUCACUCCGUCUCACCCCCUUGGCUGGCUGCCAGCAGGGAAUACCCCCACUCCUCGGCCCAACAGCCCUGACCCCCAUCCACAGAGUGACCUCCCUCCCAACAUCUCCCGCUCUGUGCCCCUCCAGACCAAACCAGCCAUCUCCUCACAGCACCACCUGUGCCUCACCUCUACCUCUUCCCAGUGCUUCCUCUUCUUCUCCCUCUUCCUCGUCUUCCGCCUCAUCAUCUUCAGCCGCUCCCCAAGUGUCCUUUCGGCCUUUUGCAUCUCUUGGCUCUCCAGCAGCCCAGAGAAGGACCCUCAGUGGAGCAUCCAAGGCUCCACAGGGAUGGGGAACUGAGAUUGGAGCAUUUUGAAGAUAAUCUCUAACAAACAAACUCUGUUAAGUGAACACGGACCUUUCAUUUGCACCAUGUAGCAAAUAUGUAUGAGCAUUGUCUCUUUUUAGGGACUCCAAAAGCCAUAAAAGAAGAUGAGUGAAAUCUUAGAUUAUUACAAUUGUAUAUGAAGGAAUGUGAAGGAAUUUCUCAGUUGUGUCCAUGUUUGCGAGUGACAAAUACAAACAUAGUUCCCUAGAGCCAUAUAUAUAUGGUUUCCCUCAAUAAAAGUUGAGGUUGAGUUUUGACUGAACUUUGAGCUGUGAUUCAUCUCCUUUUUUUAAAAAAUGUUUAUACAUUAAAAUUUUUUUUUUCCUUUUCAGAGAAUGUUUGACAACAACCUCUAUAAAGUCUA
Cyprinodon variegatus (sheepshead minnow) is the source of this 1807-nucleotide messenger RNA. RefSeq names its product hairy/enhancer-of-split related with YRPW motif-like protein (gene heyl). Gene Ontology annotation, cellular component: nucleus. The coding region runs from base 439 to 1431 and encodes 330 amino acids. Gene Ontology annotation, molecular function: DNA-binding transcription factor activity, RNA polymerase II-specific; protein dimerization activity; RNA polymerase II cis-regulatory region sequence-specific DNA binding. The transcript has 5 exons. Gene Ontology annotation, biological process: Notch signaling pathway; regulation of transcription by RNA polymerase II; anterior/posterior pattern specification. Lineage: Eukaryota; Metazoa; Chordata; Actinopteri; Cyprinodontiformes; Cyprinodontidae. The record is from RefSeq and is a predicted model, not a curated record.